Molecule: messenger RNA, 531 nt
Organism: Leptosia nina
Lineage: Eukaryota; Metazoa; Arthropoda; Insecta; Lepidoptera; Pieridae
Source: the annotation of a GenBank genome assembly
AUGGGCAAGAAAACGGUGACAUCGGUCAAUAAGAGCAAAGAAAAGAGGCAAGCACGAAAAUUAGAACAACGUCGCAUCGCUGAUGGAAUGGGCUUUGUCACAAAAGCUAACAAGUUGGAAGACCUAGCUGGCUUGUGUAAGGAACUUCUGGUGUAUAAAAGCAAUGAACUUGACGUUGAAAUGUACAUACAAAAAGUCAUGGACUUAGACAAAAACACAUUGCAAUGGGCAAUAGACCUCACUGAAAGAAAUAUGAAAAGUCUAUAUGAAACCUGUGCUUGGGGCUGGAACAGAGAUCGCAAGGUUGAAGAAAUGACAGAUGAUGCAGCUUGGUAUCUCAUCGCUAAGGACAAGGAUAACUUAUUAGCAUUCUCACAUUUUAGAUUUGAUAUGGACUUUGGAGUUCCUGUGUUGUACUGGAAAACAAUGGAAAAGACUGGUGAAUUUUCUCAAAAGCUUCCUUUGAGCGAUAACCUGUUUCGGCCACCACCGUAUACAGUGAGUGCAAAAGUAACGAAAGAGCUUAUAUAG